This is a messenger RNA of Pseudo-nitzschia multistriata, 3253 nucleotides long. The record is from the annotation of a GenBank genome assembly. Lineage: Eukaryota; Bacillariophyta; Bacillariophyceae; Bacillariales; Bacillariaceae.
GCGUACUGCGUACGUACCGUACGGUAUCGUACGAUUCGAAAAAGUCUCUUGUCGAAAGAAAACCGAGAAAUUUUCUGAUGCAAGGGAGCUGGUCUAAGAAAUCGUGCUUGACCAUUGCAACGGUCUGACAAGUCGGUUGGUUGUAUCGCAAGGAGAAAAGCAGACGCGUCGUGAAACACCAUCAAUAUGAGUCAGGAAGGAUGGAAACCAACAGGCAACAAGGGCGGAAACGGCAGGCGUGGAAACAGAGGCGGUAGAGGUGGCAGAGGUGGCAGGGGAAAGCACGGUGGAGGCCGUGGCCGCGGUGGGAACGGCCAAAGCCCCAGGAGCUACGGUGACCACAAGGGAAAUCGACCACAGCCCCGCCCACCACCCCUCCCUAACAAGAAGAAAAAUGGAGAAAAGGGAGCGGACGCCCACACCGUCUCCGAGAAAACCCGCAUUCAGUUCACCCAGGUGCUGAUGGACUUUCGCGAAGACGACGACAGACGACGCUUCGAGUUCCCCGCGGACCUGACCAACACGGAACGAAAAUUCCUGCACGAGCUGGCGUCCCAGCUGGGGCUGAAGAGCAAGUCCUCUGGAAAGGGAGAGAACCGGAGGAUCGUGGUGACGAAACCCGACGACAAAAUUAAAAAAACCGCCGGGGGGGAAAGCCUCCCGCUACUCAGGCUGGGAAAGGGAGGUACCAGGGCACUGGCGCAGCACGUUUUGAGAUUUCCCCCCACGCGUACGGAACAACUGGAAUCGAAAGAAACGGGCGCUUCGCUGGUGGAAGCGAUGGCAUCGCAGCAGAACACACAGAACGAAGAGGGUGCCAGUCCGAGCGAGGACAAAGAGGUACUGGAUGCCCUGAAUCGAUUGGGUUUGGGCGGUGGGCAUGGUUCUACCGGAGAUCAUGCUUCAAAGAAAAUUCGUUCUCCAAACGUGGGAAGACGCGUUGACGUAAGUCGUCGCAAAGAAAGACACGCAUUCUAUCAGCAACAGAAGCAAAACUCAAAGGACUACAAGCAAAUGCUCAAGAAUCGAUCCAAGUUGCCUGCGUACAGUCGGGAAGCAGAGAUUGUCGCCACCGUGAGAGCAAAUCCCGUUACCGUCAUUCAGGGUGGUGAGUAAUAUAACGCAGCAACCACAGCACAGAGUCUGAUAUUGUGGCGUCCAGCAUUUGCUUGAUACACAUGAUAUUAAGUGUGUCUUACGAUUUUUUUACAUCUAAAUUUUAGAGACCGGGUGCGGAAAGAGCACACAGUGCCCUCAGUUUAUUCUUGAUGCCAACCCUACAGCUAGCAUUGCUGUCACUCAGCGUAAGUUCUCUGUCUUAUGUGCAUCUUUCUUCGUGCAUCUCCCAAACUGUUCAAAUGAACCUCACAUCUUUCCAUCCUGGAACAAAAUCAGCUCGUCGGAUCUCCGCCAUAUCCAUAGCGGAACGUGUCGCACAAGAACAAUGCUUGGUGUCUUCGUCCGAUGCAACGAGGGGCAUCGGAUCGCAGAUCGGAUACCAGGUUCGACUCGAAAGUGCUUGUAGCAAGGAUACUCAACUGUUGUUUUUGACACCAGGGGUCUUGCUGCGCAAACUUCAAUCCUCUCCGAUGCUGUCAGAAUACACCCACAUCAUUAUCGACGAAGUCCACGAACGGGACAAAUACACAGAGUUCUUGUUGAUCCGGUUGAGAGAUUUGUUGCCCCUCAGACCCGAUCUGAGACUGAUUUUGAUGAGUGCUACGCUGCAAACGGAGGUAUUGAUGAACUACUUUUCUCCGGGUAACGAAAGCAACACCAGUAGCAACAGCGACUUUUACAGUGUUCAUCCCCCGGUCAUGUUGAGCAUCGAAGGUAGAACCUUUCCAGUCCAAGAAUUCUUCGUGAGUUUUCACCAAACAUUUUUUAACCACGGUAUGUUUUAGAUCAAACUGCUCUUAUUGGCUUUCUGACCUUUGAUUGCUUUCUUCCGUACAAAAGCUUGAGCAUGUUCUCGAGUUAACUGAAUAUGUGGAUAUCGAUGCUUUCGAAGAUGACGACAACGACGAAGCGAAAGGAGAUUCGGUUGUUGAAAAGCGUCCAAUGUCCACUGAUCAACUGAAUGCAGCUCUGAUCAGACAUCUAUCAAACGGUGGAGCAAGUUCUUCCUCGCCGAUUGACAUGCCAGCAACGGGAAUAACUACAAGGUGCGCACUAUGCGGCAAAGGAUUUCUUGGUCCAAUCCACCUCGCUGAGCAUAUGGCAGUCUGUACCGGAUUGAUGGAAGAGGAUAUUGUUCAUGAUGAAGAGGACGAUGUCGUCAAGCCAGCAGCGUUUUCCACCCCACAAUUCCUAGCCGUUGAAAAGAAUAGCAGUUUUGCCGAUGCAAACUUUGAGGAUUACGAUGACUAUGAUAUCGACGAAUCUCAAGCGGUUGCUAAUUUCGUCUUUCAGGAGCUCCCAGAGUCCCCGGAACAAGAUCUUGUGGAAGAAGAAAAGAAAUGGGACGGUGAGGGUAUUUUUGAGACAAAUGUUGCGCAAGAAGUAGUUUUGACAAAGAAGCAAGAGAAAUAUUUGAAAUGUUAUCAAACAAUGUACGAUGACGAGCAGAUCAACACAGAACUCUUAUUGGAGAUCCUUCACUAUAUCAACAAAAGCUCGCAAGGAGAAGGAGCUAUCCUUGUAUUUCUACCCGGAUGGCAAGAAAUCUCCGAGGUUAGUAUGCUUUUGGAAAAUACCAUACCAUUCAGCAAUCGUUCCAAGUUUUUGGUUCUGCCUCUACAUUCUGGAAUUCCAAGUCAAGACCAGCGCAAGGUUUUACGACGACCGCCAGCAGGAAGUCGAAAAAUCGUAUUGAGGUAUGUUGUUUGAGUAAAGCAGUGUGCAACAACAUUGCGGUGAAGAAUUAUUCUAAUUAUCGUCUCUCACAAAAAUUAUUUUCUGUGAUGCCAUGACAUUAGUACAAAUAUUGCUGAAACAUCGCUCACAAUUGAUGAUGUGGCAUUUGUCAUCGACAGUGGACGUAAGUGUUGUUGUUUGUAAGUAUUAUCUAUCUACUUCAAAUUUCUUUGUACUAAACGUUUCGGUCUCUCUUAAUUCGGAUUGUGAUGCCCAUGGUUGGGCAGGAGCAAAAGAAAAAGAUUAUGAUCCUCAUUUGAAAACAUCUACUCUUCAACCAGUAUGGAUCAGUCAGUCUUCUUCGAAACAGCGGAAGGGCCGAGCUGGUAGAACAAAAGCUGGUGUUUGCUUUCAUCUUUUCUCUAGCACACGGCACCAAUCAAUGCGUCAAUUUGUG